GAAAAAUGAGUGGACCCCAGGCUCCUCGGGAUCAGGAGCUUAAAAAUAUUAUUGAUAAGUUGGCUAAUUUUGUUGCCCGAAAUGGAGUCGAAUUUGAGCGAAUGACGAAGCAAAAGCAAAAAGACAACCCGAAAUUCCAGUUUCUUUUUGGAGGAGAAUAUUUUGAUUACUACUCAUACAGAGUUGCAGCUGAGCAGACGUUGCAUCAGCAGCAACAGCAGAUGCCACCACCGGGUCCUCCUUUCCAACCAACAAAUGCGGGUCCGCCGUUUCAAGGGCAAAUGGGAUCGCACCCUCAUCAGUCCCCUCCCAAUGCUGCUGGUGGACCACAUCAACCGCCACCUUUUCACCCGAUUCACAACAUGCACCCUCCACUACCUAAUGGCCAUUCAAUGCACAUGCCAACUACGUCACAUCCUCAGCAUCACAUAGCCCCUCCAAAUCCUCACCAAAUGCCUCCAAUGAGCAGCAUGCGACCUCCGCUUCCUCCAAAUCCAGCAGGUCAAUAUUCAGGGCCUCCGGUCGAGUUCUUGCAGCAGCAAAUACAAACUAGUCUGGCAAACUUGCAAGCGCAACAACAGGUUUUAGGCAACGAACAAGAAACGAAAGUUCGACAGCUCAUUGAGCUCAAAGUUGGAGAAUCUCUUGAUUCAGUGUCUAAGCAAAUGAAAAUUGAUGUUUCUGAAAUUGACAGAAUUAUCUCGCCAAUUGUAGAAUCAUGUACUAAAGAUGCAAUAUCUGCGGGAAAGCAAUGUUUUCUCAAUGUAUCGGCAAACUCUCAGUCACACUGCGAUUUCAUGUCUCUGUACUUGCUGAAUGAAGUAUUAAAUAAAACGACAACGUUUGAUGGGAGACUGCACAUCAUAUACCUUAUUAACGACAUUGUGCAUCAUUGCUUUCGGAAAGGUAAUAAGGAGCUUCAAGACGCGAUUGAAGAUGUAGUAGUUUCAGUGUUCCAAUUAGCCAAUCAAGCUGCAUUGCAAGACAGCGAAAAAAUCCAAAAGCUGACAAAACUUGUUACAUUAUGGACGACUCACAAGUAUUUCCACCAAUCCGUACUUGAAAAACUUCGUCAAACUAAUGAACUGAAAUGGAUUGAGUUUGCUUGUAAACAUAUCGAAUCUUUUAAAGACGAAAUACAAGGCAUCCAGGCCUCGACUCAAGCACGAAUCAUCGCUUUAACACAACAACAUGAUUCUUUCGUUGCACAUUUGGAACAGCAAAUGGCGGCUGCCAAUGCAGCUAGUCAGCAAUAUAUGCCUCCGAGACAACCACCGCCGUUUAACCAUCAAAAUCCGAACAUGCACCAGCCACCGCAUAUGCCAUAUCAUGGUCAUCCUCCGACUCACUACCCAAAUAUGCCACCUCCACAUCAAAUGGGAUCCAGUUACCCUCCUCACCCGCAAAACAUUGAAAACAGUUCAAACGGCCAGUCGAUGGCCCAUACUGAGCUAGGAUACAAUAUGCCAUCUAAUGGUAGCAAUGAAAAUCAGGAGGGAGGUGAAGAAAGUGAAGAACCAUAUUUAAGCAAUUCCAAGUUCUAUGAUUACAAUCAUAAACUAGAAAACGUCCCACCACAUUUGAGGGCUCCAAAUGACGACGAGCUACCCGAAAUCAAGCAUGAAAUUUAUGAAUACGAUCAUGGAAAUUCUAGACCUUUAGACGAUCCUUCUGCGAAAAAUAGGUUCCCAGUUCCGAAAGAGCCUCCUAUUGAAAGUUUAGUACCCACUGCUCCUUAUUGGGAUCUCCCAGCUGGUCUGAUGGUGCCAUUGAUUAACCUCAAAGACGUUGAUUUUGAGCCAAUUGAUCCGAAAGAUCUUCGUCUUCCUCCUGCGAUACCACCUUCUAAUCGACUACUUGCAGCACUUGAUGCUUUCUACGCCCAUCCAACUCCUGAUAGACCUCGAAAUCUAGAGGGUUGGGAACACGGCGCCUUAACGGAAUACUACAAGGCGAAAUCAAAAUAUACCGAAAAUAGGGGGCCAACAAAGUCAAUUAAGAUACAGCCCUACGUAGAAGAGCUAUUAAAGAAUCACGUUAUUGAACUACCGCCUCAUAAACCUAGGUUACCUUUAAGUAGAACUCGGAGGACAAGUCCUGAACCAGUACCAUCCUUUAGAGCCAGCAGGAGACGGUCGCCCAGAAGUCGUUCCAGGUCUAAGUCAAGAUCCAGAUCUUACUCAAGAUCUCGUUCACGGAGCUCCUCCAGCUCCAGCGACGGGUCUCGAGGACCAACUUCAGCGCGGCCCCUGAAGGUUUCCAGAAGAAGCGCAGACUCGAAACUAGAGGAGUCAAACGUAGGACAUCAGUUACUGAAGAAAAUGGGAUGGGGAGGAAGUGGUUUGGGGAAGGAAGAGCAAGGAAUUCAAGAGCCCAUCAAGCCCAAGCCUGCUACAAUGAGCAGUAGCGUUUUCCCUUUGUUCAAGGGACAUGUACCGGCUCCGGGUUUGAGCACAGUGGUUCCACCUAAAUCAGAAAUUCCAGUAGCGCCUAUUCUGGCGAAUUUAACGCCCGAUUCAGCCAAAAGACUAGAAGACAAGCGUGCAGAAUUCCAGCGAAAAGCUGCGGAGCUGUUGCAAAAAGCUAAAGGCCCAGAUAAUUCCUGAUGCGUGACAGUUUGAACUCUAGUUUGCAGUUGAAACUAUAUUUGUCUAAUGCAGUUGAUGUUGUUAAAUUUAUUAUAUAAUUGA
This is a messenger RNA of Symsagittifera roscoffensis, 2690 nucleotides long. RefSeq names its product calcium homeostasis endoplasmic reticulum protein-like. Lineage: Eukaryota; Metazoa; Xenacoelomorpha; Acoela; Convolutidae. Gene Ontology annotation, molecular function: RNA binding. Bases 6 to 2606 code for a protein of 866 amino acids. The transcript is spliced from 2 exons. The record is from RefSeq and is a predicted model, not a curated record. Gene Ontology annotation, cellular component: perinuclear region of cytoplasm. Gene Ontology annotation, biological process: intracellular calcium ion homeostasis; RNA processing.